This is a messenger RNA of Prorocentrum cordatum, 4410 nucleotides long. The record is from the annotation of a GenBank genome assembly. Lineage: Eukaryota; Dinophyceae; Prorocentrales; Prorocentraceae.
AUGGGAGCAGACGGGUACCCAGGCGCGUUGUGGGCGUGUGCGUGCGGCACAACCGACGACCACCCGUGGAGGACCUGGUGCCGAGGCUGUGGCAAGGCGGCCCCCAGGACGUCAUCGGUGGUUACGUACCAGUGGCAACAGAACAAACGCAAGCGGACGCCGAAUCAGCAGGGCAAGCAGCAGGGCCAGCGGCAGACACAAUGGUGGACGCAGCCGAGGGCCCAGGGCUGGUGGACGCAGCCAGGGGAGUGGCCAGCGCUGGCGGCAGCCCCGAGGCCAAGGGCAGCGGCCCAGGCGCCGGCAGCGAACCACGUCGAGGACCUGGCGCGGCUCUGCGAGAAGCUCCACAAGGAAGGCGUGGUGGACCAGGAGGUGUUGGCAGCCGUGCAGGGAGCCAAGGCCAAGGCGGCCCAGGCAGCUGAGGCGGCCAAGCCAGACAAGGGCUUGGAUGACCAGCUGCGUGCGGUGCAGUGCAAGAUCACGCACAAGGAGCGCACGGUGGCCAGAGCUGCCGAGCACGUGGAAGAGACGCGCAAGGAGCUGGCCGACGCCCAGGCCAACUUCAAGGCGGCAGAGCAGGCGGCACAGGAGCGGGCCGACGAGCUGCGCGCCCUCACCGAGAAGCGGGUGGUGCUGCUGCAGCAGAUGUCGGCCAAGGCGUCGGAGAUCACCGACAGGGCGAAGGAGGAUUCUGAGUUCAUGCAGGCGUACAAUGAGCUCAAAGAUGCCCAGUGGAAGGCCCGCGAGAGCGAGCGGGCCCUGCGGGAGAAGUACAAGGACCACUUCGCCAGCGUCCCAGCGCCAGGGGGCCCACUAGCGGAGCCUGAGGCCACGGACCCGAUGGACCUCGAUGCCGAAGCGCAGGAGAAGUUCUUCGAGGACUGGUGCAAGGGCGUCGGCAUCGACAAGGACGUCAUGGCGCAGAACAUGGGCGACAACCUUUCUGUGGCUGAUCGUGUGCGUAAGCUCUGCGAGCGCUACCUGUGGGUCAUCCUAGAACGCAAGUCCCAGCCCCCAGGGGCACCCGCGAGGCGCAAACGAAGACGAGGCAAGCUUUCGAAGGGGAUUGAGAUCUACACCGCCAACUGCAACACGUGGGCCAAGGGCAUCGCGUUCGUUGACGAGUACAUCACCAAGCCGAGCUGCAUCCUGGGCGAGGAGCACAGGCUGGACGACAAAUGGAAGGAGGAGGUGCAGGCAGCGACCUGCAAGCGAGCAUGGGCGAUUGCGAUGGCGCCCAGUGCGACGGGAGCUCGUGGGGGCCGCAGCGCUGGGACUUACAUCGCGGUGCCCAAGUCCAUCGGCCUCACCUACGCAUACGGCCAGCAGGAGCGGGUCUGCUCACCCACAGGCACGCGAGGGCGCAUAUGUGCGGCCCGAUGCCCGUUGUGGGGUACAGGAGGCGUGCUGCUGGUCUCGGCAUACAUGUGGACAGGCGAAGGGCUGUCUGAACGCAGCCUGCAGAUCCUGGACCGCAUUGGCGAGCUCAUAGAGAUGCACGCCGUCCCCUGGAUUCUUGGCAUGGCCGUGCAGAUGGAUACCCGCACCUUGCACGAGUCGGGCUGGCUCCAAGCAGAGAGGGUGGGGGACAGUGAGGUCACCCCGCACUGGCCAGUGCAGAUGCGCUGCCUGAAGCAGCCCAGGGAGGCCAAGGUGCUGCGCUUCAUCAAGCCUGGCCGUCGUGGCCGAUCAACCACGCGGGCAGACUUGACCAUGGGGGACCUGGACAACUACUGGCGCCAGGUCUCGCGCACGGCAGAGGAGGAGCUCAUGGGCAUAUGCCAGAUCCCAGAGGAGGAGCGCCCGCGGUACCGCGGCCGAGGCGAUGCGCCGAAGACAGUGCUCACGCCGCUCCUGGGCCCCAAGGCGAGGGAUGGCGCAGGGCAGGCGGUGGGGGCCACGGCCUGGCGCUGGGCGGCCAACAAGAUCGGCAGCCACAUAUACGUGGCUCAAGCAGCCAGGGCGAAGCGCCCAGACCCAAUCCGAGUGGCAUGGCUACGCGAGUGCCUCAACAAGGCGUUGCACCGAGGGCGACACCGCCUGCGGCAGCUCAGGGCCACGGGACAGUGGCUGGACCACCUCCUCUUCGACGUCGAGCACUGGAGGCUGCGCGAGGAUGGCGCUGAGGAGCGGCUCACCGCAGUCAUGGAGAUACGACGAUGGCUCCUUAAGCAGGCCAACAAGAUAGUGAGUGCGGUGGCUCAGGAGAGGGCCAAAGCGUGGAGGGGUCGCCUCAAGGAUGGCAGCAAGGGUGCAGCAGGCUUCCUGCACCGCAUGGCACGCUGGCGCCAUGCCGAGCGGCCCCCCGCGCCCAUUGCGAACUACAAGAAGGACGAAAUUGAGUUGCUUGACGGGCAGACGCUGGUGGAUGGGCAUGCCCACCAGUGGUACCAGCUCUGGGCAUCGCACGGGGCCGACAGCAGGGGAGAGCAUGACCGACCUUGGGAAGGACGAGUCUUCCCUGCACCACUCGUCAGAGUAUUGGCCGAUCGGUUCAGGGAGGCAGCCAGGCUGUUCAAGACGCGCAUUGGCAUAGGCCCGGACUGGUGGCACCCGAGAUGGUGGACGUGGCUAUCGUCGGAAGGCAUCCAGGCACUGGUCGACCUCGCAGAGUACAUACUCCGCCAUCUUCAUUGGCCCACCCAGGUAGAGCUGCUGGCCUAUUUCCUGGUGCCGAAGCCGCACGAGGAUGGGCGACGCCCGCUGGUCCUCUUGUGCUCCCUGGUUAGAGUGGUGGAAACGUUGAUGGCAGAUGAGUAUCGCAAAUGGGAAGAGAUAGUUGCACGGCCCUAUGACUGGGCUAGCAGAGGCAAAGGUGCUGAGGGCGCGAUGUGGGACCUCAUGCUCAGGGACGAGAGCUGCCCAGAGGACCACAUCAACGCAGCAGUGGUGAAGGACUUGUCCAAGGCGUUCGAGCACGUCACCAUGAGGCGCCUGUGGGAGCACGGGCGCAAGCUGGAGAUGCCAGAGCAGGUGCUCCACUUCAUGAUCUCGAUCUUCACUAUGGAGAGGGUGGUCACGCUGGAUGGUAUGGUGGCUUCUACACGGAUGCGAACGUGGUCGGCAGCGGCUGCAGGCAGUCGUGGUGGUAUACGGGCGCUCAAGUGCUUCACCAUCAUCUUGUUGGACAUGGUCAACGCCAGGUGCGUCAAGCUCUACGUCGACGACGCCACGCUCCACCUGCAGGGCGAGCGGGAGGCGGUGGUGCACGAGGCGAAGGGGUCUGCGAUGGCCUCCCUCUGUCGCUUCACCACGCACAAGAACGGCGUCACAAAGAAGGGCAAGAGCUAUGUCUACACGGCAGACAAGCAGGCUAAGGCCAAGUUCAAGCUCUGGGCGAAGGACUGGGGCCUGGAGAUCCAAGAUGAGGGCGUGCAGCUGGGCGUGGACUUCACGGGCGGUGUUGUUGCACAGCGGCGGCCCAAGCAGCGGGAGCGUGUAGGGGUCAUGGUCACGAGGGGGACCAAGCUGAGCAUCCUUAAGAAGCAGGGCGCCAGCUUUGGCACGGUGGUAUGGAGUCGGGCCAUGGACGAGGAUGCUAUGGUCGCGGCAUGGAGGAAGGCGUCAGCGCGGCUGGCCACGACAGGCACGGUGGCAUGGUCGGCAGUCAGAGACCCUGCAGAGGCAGUCUUGAGGACCCUGCGCGACCUCGGCUGGUCAUGGCCUGCGCCGUGGACGCUGCUCACACCAGCGGGCGACCAGGUGUCAUUGCACACGGUGGCGCCUAAGACGGUCAGGUACAAGCUGGAGAGGGCCAUCGAGCGGCGGGUCCGCGCGAAGUGUGCCACAGAGAAGGGCAUCGCCGAGGAGGUGCAGAUGUCGUUUUUGGAGCCGGUGAGGGCGCUGCUCAAGAAGCGCAGGUGGGCUGCGCAUCAAGGCGCCAUCAAGGCCUACGUGGGGCAGGACUACUGCACGCAGGCCAAGCUCCAGCAGCGCGGCACGGUAGCCGACGGCAUGUGCCAGCAGCGCAGGCGCGCGCUAGGCACUCAGAGGCACCGCUUCGGGCGUUGCGAGGCCCACGAGGAGAGCAGGGCCAAGCUCGCAGACAAGCAUGCGGGCAUCGCGCAGCGCAUGGCGGGCUCAGGCGAGAGCUUGCAGCUCAACUGCGGCCUGGUGGCGCACCCCAUCCAUGACGUAGAGGGCGACACCCAGAUCGAGCAGUACCAUUCGGUCAACGCAGAGGGCGACGACGUCAGCGAGGACGACGUCGGGCCGUUCAUCUCGGGGGUCUGCUUCACUGACGGCUCGGGCAAAGGCGCCACUACGCUCAAGGGCUACGGCUGGGGCUACAUGUGGUUCGAGGAGCCAGCGGGCGAAGGUCAGUGCACGGCGCUUGGUGGAGCAUGCGGUAGCCUGCCAGGAGUGCGAGCUGAUCUGUCGGUGGGGCGUGCUGAGCUCCAGGCCAUCUAG